CUUCGUUGCAUGCAGAUGCUUGUUCUUGUGAUGAUGAGAUUGGGAUGAGCAGAUUCAGAAUUUGCCAACAUUUCAGAUUCUUGGUUGAAGAUGAUCUUCAGGUUUAUGGUAGGGGACAAUUUGUCUUUUGUCUGGUUCUUUGAACUGCCAUGGCUUUUCUAAGGCCACGACAAUUCCAGCAUAGGAGCUUCAUGGCGAACCAGGAAGGUUUGGAGAAGCAGUUUCCUUAGCAUUUUCCUGUUCAAAUUCUUCACACAAAAGCUAGACGUUCUUCUGGAUAUGUUCAAGAGAAAAAAUUGACAUUGCCUUUUGCGGUAGAGAGGAUUCAGCAAUUUAUCAUUAGCAAAGAUGGUAGUGUUAGAAGCAGAUGGAACUGAACAAAGAAUGUGAACUCAGAGAAAAGACAAGAAGGGUGCAACAUUUUUGGGGAAAGGGAAGGGAAAGUUGUAGUCUAUAGGUGGAAAGCUCAAAAGCCCCCGAAUUAGUUCUCAAGUAGUGGUUGUGGUGGUGUGACAAUGGAGGAUGACCAUCAAUGGGAUGGUUCAAAGAAUUUGGAUCAAGCCUUAACCUCAAAUCUCCCUUACCCACAUCCAUCGAAACUCCAGCAAACCCAGCUGCGAGAAUGUUCAAUGGUGGUUAUCAGAGACAUUCAGCAUCACAAUGAAUGCUCUGUCUUCCCUCCAGUUAACCACGAAAACUUGCACAUUUCUUCUCUAUCUCAUCAGUGUGACAACAUAUCGACAUUACCUUUGCCGUCCUCAACUAUUUCCUCUUCCUUUUCUGGUUUGGACUCUUCAUUUUCACCCUCUGAUACCGACACUUGGGGCAUAUCAUUACCAUUACCGUCUAAUUCAUUGGUAGAGAAAAUUGAUGGGUAUACUGGGUGGGUGAGAAUAAGCUUGAAGACCUUAGUUGGGAAGCUUUUUGCUAUGGUUAGUUCGUAUCGAAAUAAUGCUGCCAACAAAAGUGUGAUUUGGUCAAUUGGGCCAGCGGUUUCUGUUGUGAUAUUUUCGUGGUGGAUGUGCAUACGAGUUUGGUGUUGGCUGAAGGAAAGGAAGAGGAGGCGAGAGCAAUAUGGAAAUCACCUAAGGACCAUCAUUAAAGAGAAAGAUGAGAGAAUCGCUCAACUCUUGGACCGAAUUGUGCAAAUGAAUGAAAUACUUGUAGCUCGUCACAAAGCUUUGGGAGCCAAAUUGGCAGAAUGAUUUGCUAAUGGUGCGGAAUGCGGUACCUAUUGUGCCAGUCAGGUUUUAAUGUAACAUAAUUUCAUUUUGAUCACUCGCAGAGUCUUGCCAUAGCAGGGCGAUUGACCAGCAGAACAAGCACUAGAAUGCAGCAUCUCAAGAAGAAAACAAGAAACGCCUGAUGUAUUAACCGUCAUCUCUGGAUAUACCAUUAUGCCGUUACAAUGGUCAAUGGCUGUUUGUCCAUUAUCCAACUCUUAUGGCACAAAAUAAGUUACUAGUGCUUUCAUUUCUUCCCCUUUUUGGGUGAUGGAUUUGUACUUUCCUGUUUGUUUUUAGCCUUUUGCGCGUAGGGAUGGAAAAAUCACGUGCAGACGUUCAGGGCUAAAAAUUUCUUGUUUGGUUGUGCAGUUGGUUAACUUGUGAGUUUAACAUGGAGGGCUUUCAAAAGGCUCCUUAUGGUAGGUCUAUAUUGGACCUGCAUCUCUGAAAAAAUUACCUCUUCCUGCA
Messenger RNA from Prosopis cineraria, 1694 nucleotides. RefSeq lists its product as uncharacterized. The transcript has 5 exons. The record is from RefSeq and is a predicted model, not a curated record. NCBI's taxonomy places the organism in Eukaryota, Viridiplantae, Streptophyta, Magnoliopsida, Fabales, Fabaceae. Bases 516 to 1205 code for a protein of 229 amino acids.